GACAGCCACUCCAGUGUGAAAACAAAGAAAGCAACUGCAACCCAACCUCACCCAGCAAAUGCCAGGGCAGGGACUUUCCCCAAGCCUCUUGACAGGAAUCCUUGUUUUUGUCCUGAGUACAAUCUUGCAAAAUCCUCAAACUUCCCAACUCCCCUUCCCCCCCCUUUCCUGCCUCUUUUCUACAGCUCAUAAAUGUGUGAGAGUGACUGAGGUCUUCCCCACUCUGUUUCAAGCAUCAGAAAGAUUCUGCAGUUCCUUUAUCCAGAUGUUACAACAGCUGUUGAUGAACUGAAGGGGGGAAACCAGAGGAGAAGACUGAGUGUGAAAGGGUCUGGGCCUUCAGUCUGCUUGAUGAAGACCUUCGUGUAAUGCAAAAACUUGCACACUGUCAUGUGAAGAGGAGUUGACCCAAGAUAUCCUCCAGAUUCAUGUUGGAUCCCUUACAAGCAAGCAGCACUUAUUACUGGAGUCAAGGGUAUAUCUGUUUUCUCCCCAUCAGUCUUUUACACUUCAAGCUCUGCUCCACCUCUGAAACUUCUAGUAUUUUAUGGACUCGUUUCUAAUUCACUGUGCACUUGACUAGAACCAAAUUAACAGUUGAUACUUUUAAACUCUGAACAGUUCAACAGCCCUGAAAAUGCAAAAGAAAUUAUUCAACUUUUAAGCCCGGACUUAUGUAUUUAUGGGAACAGGUUGAGGUGGCAAGAUUUGCAGCUCUCUCAGUACUUUGUUAUGAUUUAGACAACAUUAAGCACAUCUUUUUAGGCCUCUGCUUCAUAUGUCUGCAGAAGCUCCAGGCAGCUUUAGUGUUCUCCUGAUAAAAGGCAAAGAUGUGAGGAGCAGAAUAGCCGUGCAUUCUCUGUGGAAGGAUUUAUCACCUCUAACAAUUCGUUUUAUCUGCCGUGUCAAAACUCACUGCACAGGCCCUUUUGCUGAAAGUAUCUGCCCAAGAAAAGAACCUCAUUUCCUUUAUUAAAAAAAAAAGACAGCGAAAACCUACUGCAUCAAAACCCUGGCUUUUUCAUAUUUGUUUGUGAUUUUCUGUGAGGGCUCCAUAAUAGAACAUCAUUCCAAUUCAUGACACACUAAUGUUUUUUCCCUUUUAGUCAGAUAACCUCAUACUUGCCCAAAAUGGAGCAGAACACCACGUCGAUGCCUCUUACUUCAGAUCUACCUAUCAAGAAGCAGACAGUGUGUAUUUUUGGAACAGGAGAUUUUGGAAGAUCUCUAGGACAGAAGAUGAUGCAGUGUGGCUAUUCUAUAGUAUUCGGAAGCCGAAAUCCUCAGAAUUCCAAAAUGAUUCCUCAAGGAGCCACAGUGUUAUCCCAUGUAGAAGCUGCAGAGACAUCUGACAUCAUCAUAGUAGCAAUCAACAGACUAUAUUAUGACUUCCUUGAAAGGCUAAAGGAAACUCUCCAUGGGAAAGUGUUGGUGGAUAUUAGCAACAACCCCAAAAUGAACCAGUAUCCUGAGGCGAAUGCUGAAUAUCUUGCCCGCCUGUUGCCAGAGAGUAAAGUGGUAAAAGCAUUUAACACAGUGUCGGCAUGGGCUCUACAGUCAGGAGCACUGGAUGCAAGCAGACAGGUUUUUGUCUGUGGCAAUGACAGCAAAUCAAAAGAAAGGGUGAUGGAUAUUGUCCGAAGCCUUGGCCUCACUCCACUGGAUAAGGGAUCACUCUUGGCAGCAAAAGAAAUUGAAGAUUACCCUCUGCAACUCUUCCCGAUGUGGAAGUAUUCCAUUUAUAUGUCUCUAGGCCUCAGUAUUGUUCUUUUUAUCUAUUGUAUAAUCCGAGAGGUAGUCUACAAUUCUGUUGUGAACAACAAAGACUAUUCCUUUUUCAUAAUCAUUCGUAUUCCAAACCGUAUCUGCCCAGUUGUGGCACUCAUCCUUCUUGCUUUGGUUUACUUGCCCGGGAUCUUUGCUGCUGUUCUGCAGUUAUACAGAGGGACAAAAUACAGACGCUUUCCAGACUGGCUAGAUAAAUGGAUGCUCUGCAGGAAACAGCUCGGCCUGGUUGCCUUAGCUUAUGCUUUCGUACAUGUUCUGUAUACACUUGUCAUUCCUCUACGCUAUUACGUAACAUGGAAGCGCAACUCUUAUGUUCUUCAACAGGCAUUUAACAACAAAACUGAUCCAUUUGAUACUGUUAAUGGCUGGAUUAGCGACUCAUAUCUUGCUAUGGGUAUCUUGGGCUUCUCCCUGUUCGUUCUGCUCGGAAUCACAUCCUUGCCGUCUGUCAGCAACAGCGUCAACUGGAGAGAGUUUCGGUUUGUUCAGUCCUAUCUGGGCUAUCUCACACUGGUUCUGUGCACUGCCCAUACUCUACUCUAUGGUGGAAAGAGAUUUUUGCUCGCUAGUUAUCCAUGGGGACUUCCUGCUGUUUACAUCUUCUCGCUCAUUAUCCCUUGUAUUGUGUUGGUCAUGAAGUUUAUUCUGAUAUUUCCAUGCCUUGACAGACCGCUCACCGCCAUUCGUCAGGGCUGGGAGAGAAAACCCAAAGACCUAUAUGAGCCCCACAGCAACCUUGGCAAAUCCUCUGUAUAAAUUCUUAGCCAUUGUCCAGUGACUUGUAUAUAAUUGCGAACCGCUAAAAAUGGUCAAGUAGUGAGUACAACUGAAGCACACUCCCAAAUGGCUCAUAAUUAUGAACAUCAUAAUUACUCUGCUACCUAAAGACAACCAUUCUUGGCAUCAUUAUAUGAUCAUCAUCUAGUUUCUGUUCUGAUACAGAGGAUGUGUGUUUCUUCCUACAUCUGGGAUUGGAAGAAGCAAUUAUAGCUAUUUCUAUUUCUUACCACAGAAACCCAUCUUCCACUUUUUGGUUUAAAUUUUUUAAUUUUAAAAACACAUUUAUUUUCACAACUGUUGUUAAUCUAAUCCAUGUUGCAUAAUUAUACAUUUGUUUCCUGUCCAUUCCUCUCCCCAACCCCUUACUGUUAUAGCUAAUUCUUAACCCUCCUCUGGCACCACCUUCUGAUAUACCCAGGGCAUUGUAACUUUGUGCACCCUGGGCAUGUAAUUCUAUAGUGGCUCACAUUAUUAGCCAGGCAUUCUGGGGUUACUUUUCCCAGAAGGUACCAAUGCACAGCAUUUCAGAUAUGACUAAAAGAGCAUUCAGGGUGUCAGGGGAGUGAGAUACUCCUUGGCCAGGGCAGCAGCAGUGAUAAGCAUGGUAGCAGUGGUGUAGUGGUUAAGAGCAGAAACAGCAGUGGCAUAGUGGUUAAGAGCAAGUGGAUUCUAAUCUGGAGGAACUGGGUUUG
Molecule: messenger RNA, 3260 nt
Organism: Sphaerodactylus townsendi
Lineage: Eukaryota; Metazoa; Chordata; Lepidosauria; Squamata; Sphaerodactylidae
Gene: STEAP4
Product: STEAP4 metalloreductase
Exons: 6
Coding region: 1132-2544 (470 amino acids)
Biological process (GO): copper ion import
Cellular component (GO): plasma membrane; endosome
Molecular function (GO): ferric-chelate reductase (NADPH) activity; cupric reductase (NADH) activity
Source: RefSeq, a predicted model, not a curated record